Messenger RNA from Centropristis striata (black sea bass), 1169 nucleotides. RefSeq names its product phospholemman-like. Gene Ontology annotation, biological process: regulation of sodium ion transmembrane transporter activity. Lineage: Eukaryota; Metazoa; Chordata; Actinopteri; Perciformes; Serranidae. The record is from RefSeq and is a predicted model, not a curated record. The transcript is spliced from 8 exons. The coding region runs from base 184 to 450 and encodes 88 amino acids. Gene Ontology annotation, molecular function: sodium channel regulator activity. Gene Ontology annotation, cellular component: membrane.
CCCCUUUUCUAAAACCAAGCCAACCUGUUGAGUGUCACAGAGCUGAAAGCAGGGUGUUGGCGUACUGUGUGGAGAAAAGUCGCUGCUUCUGAGUCAGAUAUCCGCCUUCUUGGGAGAAAUUUCCUCGUUUUUUUGCCGUUACUUAAUAUACCGUGUGAGAGGUAAACAACCUCAAGCGUGAAAAUGUCAAAGAUCUGUGCUCUAGUGUUGAUGACACUUGUGUCUCUGGUGUUUGCGGAGGAACAGAACACGGAAGAGGACCCAUUUACCUUUGACUACCAAAGACUGCGUGUUGGAGGUCUGAUUCUAGCUGCUGUCCUCUGUCUCAUCGGCAUCACCAUCCUGUUCAGUGGCCACUGCAGGUGCAAGUUCAACCAGGACAAGAGAAGGAGGACAGGAAGCAAUGCUCAGCAGAUGCUCUCCGACCAAGGUCGUUCCUGUGACUGCUAGAUGUCAGCCAGAACAAACGCUGACUUCCCAAACCUGCAACCAACAGAUAACACGGAGGAGCAGCAGCGGGAUUUGAUCCAUCCAACGAGAGGCUUUUGUUUUAUUGUUAGAGAGCAACAGAAAGUAGUCUGUGUACCAGCUGUGAGGUGUGAUGCUUUCUGCCUGCUAGUUGAGCUACUGAUCUGCAGCAUGCACCUUCACACACACACACAAACAUUUGUACACCCAAGUUGUCACUUUCACUUCAACCAUCUGGACCAUUUUUGGCAAGUUGAAAAGGCUUUGACAUGAUGAAACAAUAAAUCCUGUUGAGAAUUCCUUUUAUAACUCAGUGUGAAUGUGUUGUCAUUCAUUGUUGAUACUUUUGGUUGGCUGAGCUGAAAGUGACCUCAUAUAACAGUUCACACAGACCUAUUACCAAAAAUAUCCUUAAGUGUCCACAUACUGUAGGUUGUGUCAAUGUCUCGCACUACUUCUCUGCUCUGCUGUAUGUAUAAGGUAAACAUUGAUGUAGAUAUUAGUCGCUUACUGUGACCAACCUAACCCACUGUCCAUGCUUUCAUGUCACAUAUAUGACAUAUACAUAGUCAUGAGUGUUUAGAGUGCUGUUGAUAAUUCAUGAUAAUCUGUUUAGCUUUAUGGAGGAAAGUAGUGGAUUGCACUGUUCAGAGAUACAAGAACACUCUGUCAUAUUUCUAUAAAACAACUAUUGAAACAAA